This is a messenger RNA of Trichoderma asperellum CBS 433.97, 1222 nucleotides long. RefSeq lists its product as uncharacterized. NCBI's taxonomy places the organism in Eukaryota, Fungi, Ascomycota, Sordariomycetes, Hypocreales, Hypocreaceae. Gene Ontology annotation, biological process: isoprenoid biosynthetic process. Gene Ontology annotation, molecular function: prenyltransferase activity. The record is from RefSeq and is a predicted model, not a curated record.
GAACAUUUGAACUCUAUCACCCAAGAAAAAGCCAGGACUGCUACCAGAAAAUGUAGAAGAAAUUAAUCGAUGCCUUUUUCUCACACUCUCUAAUUAUCCGCGAUGCCACUACUCGCCUCCAAAACCAACAUGCAAGACCUGGUAGGAGUUUAUCUCGAUAGUAACCACCCGCCUUUGCCACGACAGAUUGUCACUGCACCCUAUGAUUAUGUCGUAUCUUUACCGUCAAAGGGCCGCCGAGAUUUAUUUACAGAUGCCCUGAACCGCUGGCUAAAAGUAUCAGAAUCUGAUACCCGCGGAAUCAAGCAAAUCGUGGAUACAUUGCACAAUGCAUCAAUCAUGGUGGAUGACAUUCAAGAUGAAUCGUCGCAACGGAGAGGCCGUUCGUCGACUCACAUGGUGUUUGGGAUAGCUCAGACGAUUAACUCUGCCAUGUUCUCCAUCAACGAAGCGAUAGCAUGGGCACAGCGCCUGUGCGGCUCAGACGGCGUCCAAGUCGUCAUUGAGGAGCUGUCUACACUAUACACGGGCCAAAGUUACGAUAUUCACAGCUCGCAGAACAUGAGUUGCCCUACCGUAGAGGAAUAUAUUCGGACGAUCGACGGAAAAACGGGGGGGUUAUUCGAGCUGAAUGCUCGGUUGAUGGUCUUGAUGACGCCAACCAAAAUUGACUACACUAUAUUGCGCCGCCUUGUGAUUUUGCUCGGCCGCUAUUAUCAGCUACGCGAUGAUUACAAGGGCAUUCAGCAACCUGCUUCUGACAAACAAAAGGCUCAACAACUUGCUACUCCAUGGUGUGAGGAUUUAGACGGGGGGAAAUACACGCUCCCACUUAUCCACUUGUUAAAUUCUGGGGAAGAAGAGCAUCUAAUCAAGAGUGUUCUAUCAAUGCGGCAUGCCACAGGCAAAAUGGAGGACGCUGCGAAAUACGGCAUCUUGGAACGCCUGCAGCGAGCUGGAAGCUUGGAGUACACGUCAAAUAUUUUAGAGGUGGUGCAUCAAGAGCUUGUAGAGGAGUUGGACCGAGUCAGUGUGUCCCUUGGCUUUGAAAAUCCGGAAAUGCGUCUCUUAAUUGAUAUGCUGAAGAAGUAAGAUAACCGGAUACUGGCGCCGGCGCAGUUUGUUUUGUUUUCUUUCCUUCUUUCCUUCUUCUUUUCUUUUUCUUUUUUUAGAAUAUUGUACUUCGAUAUGAUAACACAGCGUAUAUCACAAGCGAGUUGAC